AUGCCGCUCACCAAGCUCUACAUCCCUGCUGCCCUCCUGCUCCUCGUGCUCAGCUGUCCUCUGUGGCACGUCGGCCAGUCUCUGCCGAUGAUGGGUAAAGGACCGAUGACGGACUCCUGCGUCUCACAUGCACGGACGCUUCUACGGAACAUCACUGAUGUUCUUGCACAGAAUGACCUGUUCACUGGGUUUGACUGCUCAAAGCAGAGUGUGGAGCUGAACAUGGAGACUGAUACACCAUCUGUGUGUGCACCAAAGGGAUCAACAUGCACUGGAACCACUAAAGCAGAAUUUGAUCAGAAAUCAUGUCUGGAAAACAUCGGGGAGGAUUUGCUUCACUACUACAAAUUUCUCGCAGCUCAGCCGAAGGGUUUGCUUGGGCCAACUGUUCAGCUCAGAGCCCUCAUGGAGAACUGCUUCCCGUGGUCUCUGUCCACAGACUUGGCCUCAAAACAGGCUCCUGCGGACAGUCUGAGCACCUUCGAUGAAAGACUGAGCCUCUGCAAAGUGCUGAAGGGCUUCCACGUCCGCACCAUCACCAUCAACAGGGUCCUCGGAUACAUGAACUCCGGGGAACACACAAAAUAA
Hippoglossus stenolepis (Pacific halibut) is the source of this 588-nucleotide messenger RNA. RefSeq names its product interleukin-12 subunit alpha-like. The coding region runs from base 1 to 588 and encodes 195 amino acids. The record is from RefSeq and is a predicted model, not a curated record. The transcript has 7 exons. Lineage: Eukaryota; Metazoa; Chordata; Actinopteri; Pleuronectiformes; Pleuronectidae.